AGCAGCAUCUGGACGCUCGUCGAUCUCCAGCUAGACUUUCCAUUCAACACGGAGAGAGAGAAGAACGCUGGAAAAGAGAGAAGGAAGUCUGGAACAAGUAUACUGUAAAUCCCACGAGAGUUUUUUUCUCCGACUUACUUACCACGAGGUCUCGUUCCAUGACUUCUGAGAACCUUCGUUCCCUCCCUCACCUGGGCCCAGGUGAACUGGCCUUGUUAGAUCUUGCGACCGAUGAUGAUCCACGCGAUACGGUACUGUUGUCGGACAAGGAGGCUUUGAUCCUGCAGCUCUAUCACCAGAUCCAGGAACAGCAACUAGAAAAGGCACUACUACAGCAAGACACGGAAUUGCUCUCGGGUGACAAUGCUGAAGAGGAACUAGCCAAAGCAGAACGGGAGCUGCUGGGGGCGAGAGCCACCUACACAGUCAGAAGGAAGGCUGUGGGAACUGUCCUUAUGACUGAUCCUGCCCUAAAAGCUGUUCAUCUGAAGGCCACCACUCCAGCUGAAAGGGCCCUUCAUCGGCUGAUCAACCGUCGCGAUGUGCUGUCCACAGUCCAUGAGAACUUGAAUGUUAUGCAUACGGCGUCUCUCCAAAAGCUUACUGGGUUGGAGGUAGAGAAUCUACAGCUCCACCAGAAGAAUCAAGAACUGGUCCGCGAGUUACUGUCCCUCACAGAGGAUGAUGACUCCUGGAGGGAGGAUCUUGAUGAUCCGGAGCUCAAAUCACAGCUAGAGCAAUCGGAGGCAGAUCACCGCAGAAGCAAAGCGAGAUGGACGGUCAUGAAAAGCAUCGCCAGCGCUAUAGUUGUGGGGAGCGAAGUGAACUGGGCUGAAGACGAAACGCUCACCGCCCUGGUUCUAGAUGAGUCUGACGAUUAAUGUACUGUAACUACGAAGAAGAGUAGAUUGGUUUUUCUAGCGGUUACUCGGGCCAGGCGUUAUGGGUGAAAGGAUUAUACCCUUGAUGGAUGGUGGAUCGGCAUUCGAACAGUGCCAGAUGACGGAUUAGUCGGGGUUCCAUGGCUCGCAUGGGACUUCUUGAUCGAUCAAAAUGAUACACGAGUAUGACUGAGCAAUUCAGUCCGCUCCGCACGAAAGCAAUCGAUUA
Molecule: messenger RNA, 1110 nt
Organism: Aspergillus japonicus CBS 114.51
Lineage: Eukaryota; Fungi; Ascomycota; Eurotiomycetes; Eurotiales; Aspergillaceae
Product: centromere protein H
Exons: 3
Coding region: 159-881 (240 amino acids)
Biological process (GO): kinetochore assembly
Cellular component (GO): kinetochore
Source: RefSeq, a predicted model, not a curated record